Messenger RNA from Colletotrichum godetiae, 1584 nucleotides. RefSeq lists its product as uncharacterized. Gene Ontology annotation, molecular function: transcription cis-regulatory region binding; DNA-binding transcription factor activity, RNA polymerase II-specific. The transcript has 2 exons. Gene Ontology annotation, biological process: regulation of DNA-templated transcription. The record is from RefSeq and is a predicted model, not a curated record. Bases 1 to 1584 code for a protein of 527 amino acids. NCBI's taxonomy places the organism in Eukaryota, Fungi, Ascomycota, Sordariomycetes, Glomerellales, Glomerellaceae. Gene Ontology annotation, cellular component: nucleus.
AUGGGUCUCGUAACUGAAGAAGAGGCAGAAUCGCUAUUUGCAUUCUUCCAUGGCAAGCUUGCCCACACCCGAUGGGGACUUGAUCCCAAGAUCUACACUCCAUCCUUCACCCGUUCGCGCUCUGCCUUCCUGUGCACCUCUAUCAUGGCCGCAUCGGCCCUAUUCCUUCCGUCCGCUGGUGCCUUGUCCAAGAGACUGUCAAACCAUUGCAAGACCCUCGCACAUAGAGUUAUCGCGAACCGACACAAGUCUGUUGAGAUUGUGCUUGCAUUCAUGGUCAACGUUCCGUGGAUGUUUCCUGGCCAGCAUAGCACUGAUGAUGAGACUUGCUGGUAUGUCAACAUGGCUGCCACUAUCGCCAUUGAUCUGUCCUUGAAUAAGCUCCUCAUCCCAAUGGAAGUCGUCGGUUCCGGCUCGAACAUGGCAUUGUCCCGUGGAGACUGUCUUGAUCCUCGGACUGCGCUGGCCAUGGACGGCUUCAGUCACAUAGAACAUACCUCUGAUCUCGGACAACGUCUCCUUCGUCGCCGCGAGCGCUGCUGGAUCGCUCUCUUCGUUCUCGAACGAGGCAUGUCUCUCGCUCGCGGCCGGCCCUAUACAGUACCCAUCACCCGGGUCAUUAAAGACUGCGACCAAUGGCAUCGGUCCAGCAUUGCUGACCCCAUGGAUGGUCACUUAGUCUCGAUGGCUGUACUUCGCCGAGACCUCGACGGACUACUCAACACUGUCCGCGCGCUCUGCGACGGGUCGCAGGGAAUAUCAACAGACGGCGGUCUCAUCGCCCAGUCUAUCCAGAGUGCCAUUGAAAGAUUCUUCGAUCAAUGGCUAACCGAAUGGGGCUAUGCCAUCGGCACAGGCCCCCAACGCCGAUUGCCUCCGUACGUUGAGAUUCUCGUCGCCCACACUCGGCUCUCGACGUACGGAGGCGUCAUCAACCACCCGACCGCCCCGAUGGAAGUCAGGCAAUUCUUCCGCACGGCCGGGCUGUCGUCUGCUGUGACGGUCAUGCGAGCAGCGAUCCAAGGAGAGUCGCAGCUCCAGUCGAUCCCGAACAACACGACAAUCAUGGUUUCGUUUGCAGCCUGUUUCGCGCUGACUCUGAGCGCCUAUGCCACGGGCAGCUCCAACUUGGCACCUAGCAUUCGAAACCUCAUUGAAGAAACGGCAGAUGUCUUGGAACGUAUUGGCUCUGCUACGAAGCACAGAAAUGGCUUGUCCACACUGUACGGAAAAUAUCUCAGACGUAUCGUCAAAAAGGCGGCCACGGCAAUGGAUGGCCAGCCUCAGACGAGUAUGCAUCCCGACCCAGCUAUCCCUCGCAGCGGUCAGCUUGGAACGCCCUCAUCGGCCAUUGCAGCCUCGCCUCCCGUCAACAUGGGUCCACCAGUCUCGCAGCCACCCUAUAUGGAGUCGCAGCUAUGGCCCGGAACUUUGCAGUUCUCUGCCAUGUCUGACGAUCAGAUUGCUGAAGUCCUCAACCAGCCAGGCAACGAGUUUGAUCCCUCAUUCGCGGGCUUGUCCUGGGAUGACAUGAAUAACUUUGACUGGUUAAGCUGGCCUAACCUGACAGAAUUUGGGUUCUAG